This is a messenger RNA of Echinococcus granulosus, 807 nucleotides long. RefSeq lists its product as hypothetical. The transcript has 6 exons. The record is from RefSeq and is a predicted model, not a curated record. Bases 1 to 807 code for a protein of 268 amino acids. NCBI's taxonomy places the organism in Eukaryota, Metazoa, Platyhelminthes, Cestoda, Cyclophyllidea, Taeniidae.
AUGCAAUGCAUUUCUUCACCUCCUACUACUCUUAAUUAUUCUUUUAUUUACAAAUGGAAUGCACAAAAUUCUGCAGCUAUUCUUAUUCAAACACACUUUCGCAGGCAAAAGAGAUCAUUCUUUUGUUCAACUGAAGUUGCCAUUGCAGAACCUAUUAAAUUUGAAUACAUUCACUUACUAUCAGUAAGAUAUAAUGAUAUUUACCUUUGUUUACCAAAUAAACCAUUAUCUAGUGCUUCUGUGGAACACUAUUCAUUGACAACAUUCUUAUUUUCAAUUAUAUAUAGGACAGUUCGUUGUACAGAUAUUAGCUUUGGAAAAUUUUGGUUUGAGCUUACAAAGGUGGGUAAGGAUUGCUGUGUCGGUAAGGUGAAGUUAUAUAUCCGUGGGCAAUAUGAAAUACUAAUGUCAACAUCUGAAGCAAGUCUUAUCAUUAACUUACAGAAGGGCCGCAGGGCUAUGGACAUAAGCAGGACACCAAAACUAAAUGAACAAAUGCAUAAUGAUUUUCUGCUCGGUAAAUCCUUCAAAUAUGAACAUGCAGGGAUAAAAUUAUUUUGUGGAAUAUUUUCAUAUUUAUUCACAAUAUUCACAAAAAUGCCAUUAUUUGAACUGGAGAAAAUAUACAAAACGGCUUCCUUUGGCAAGCAAACAAAUCGCUUUCCAUGUAAACGUAAUGAUAAACCACAAGUUUUUGAAAUAAAUAAGAGUUUGGAUUUCAGUCAUUCUUUGUGCAUACUUGUUUGUGUAAUGUACAAGUUGAUUUCAUUUAGGCUGACAGCAGUAUCUUAUUGUGAAGAUCUCUAA